Messenger RNA from Syzygium oleosum, 3851 nucleotides. RefSeq names its product disease resistance protein L6-like. The coding region runs from base 72 to 2366 and encodes 764 amino acids. The record is from RefSeq and is a predicted model, not a curated record. The transcript is spliced from 9 exons. Lineage: Eukaryota; Viridiplantae; Streptophyta; Magnoliopsida; Myrtales; Myrtaceae. Gene Ontology annotation, molecular function: ADP binding. Gene Ontology annotation, biological process: signal transduction; defense response.
CCCAAAUCUGGGAUUCCAUAUUUCUCUCCUCUGUUUUCUGCUCCAUCAAUUUCUUUCACAAUCCUCUCAAGAUGAAAAGGAAAGAACCCACUCAUUCAGAAGAUCCGAUCUACAAAGCGUCUUCCUCUUCAAACUCUCCACAUGUAGAUGAUUAUGAAGGCGGAAUCGAAAGGCCGAAGGGAAAUGAUUAUGAAGUGUUCUUGAGCUUCAGAGGGAAAGACACUCGCAAAGGCUUCACCGAUCAUCUCUAUAAUAGCCUUGCCGAUGCAGGAAUUCACGUGUUCAAAGACAACAAUGAGCUUCCUGUUGGUGAGGAGAUUGGUCCGGAGCUUCUCUGCGGUAUUACGCAGUCUAAGAUCUUAAUCCCAAUUAUUUCAAAGAACUACGCUUCAAGUAAAUGGUGCCUCCACGAGCUGGCUGAGAUGUUGAAGUGCAAGAGAAAUAAAGGGCAGAUAGUGUUGCCCAUAUUUUACAAAGUGGAACCCUCACAGGUGCGACAUCUGACAGGGAAAUGGAGAGAUGCUAUAGAUGCGCAUAAAAAGAAUAUGGACGAAAUGGUUGUGAAGGAAUGGGAAGAAGCACUCAAAGAAAUCAGCUUGUUGAAAGGAUGGCAAUCGGAGAAAAUUGAUAACGGACAUGAAGGAACAUUGGUUAAAAUUGUUGUUAGAAAAGUGUUGAGCGAGUUAAAAAGACUUUUCCAGCUAAGUGUUCCUAAACAAUUGGUGGGAAUUGAUGAUCAUGUGGAACAAAUUACGAGUUUGAUAAAUGCUAACUUCAAUGGUACACGGAUUAUCGGAAUUUAUGGAAUGGGCGGCAUCGGUAAGACAACUCUUGCAAAGGUGUUAUACAACGAGCUCUCUAGUCAUUUUGACUGUCGUAGAUUCGUGGCAAAUAUUCGAGAAACAUCUCAGCGCAAGGGUAUUGAAUGCGUACAAAAGCAACUCAUUUCUAACACAAGAGAAAAUUUUGAUGAUGUGUCUAAUGUUGAUGAGGGAAUCGGUAAAAUCAAAUCUCUAUUUACAAACAAGAAUGUCCUCAUUCUUCUCGAUGAUAUGGAUGACGAUACUCAUUUGAAUGCUUUGGUUGGAGACGGUACUUGGUUUACAGCAGGAAGUGCAAUCAUCAUCACAACUAGAAACAAGAGUAUUCUUGACAAGGUUGGGGCAAGCUUCCUGUAUGAACUCAAGGAGUUGCCUUUAGAACAAUCAUUGAUUUUAUUUAGUAGACAUGCAUUUCGAAAGGAUUAUCCUCCAAGUGAUUAUGAGGUUAUCUCUCGAAAUAUCACAUCUAUUACUGGGGGGCUUCCCUUAGCUCUUGAAGUUAUAGGUUCAUUCUUAUACGGAAAGAAAAAAGGAGCAUGGGAAGAUGCAUCAAAGAAAUUAAGGAAAGUGCCUAAUAAGAAAGUGCAAGAUACGUUGAAGAUAAGUUUCGAUGCAUUAGAUCUUGAGGACCAAUGGAUAUUUUUGGAUAUUGCAUGUUUUUUUAUUGGAUCAUCUCAACAAAGUCCGACUUAUAUGUGGGAUGCUUGUGAUUUUUUCCCUGGGACGGGGAUCGAAGUAUUGAGUCUUAUGUCCCUCAUUAAAAUUAACGAAGAUGGCAAGCUAAUGAUGCAUGAUCAACUGAGAGAUCUUGGAAGGGAAAUAGUUCGUCUAGAAAAUCCAAAGGAGCCUCAAGAGCGUAGCAGAUUGUGGAUUUAUAAGGAAGCCCUAGAUGUGCUUGACAACAACAAGUUGCAGGGCACUAGAAAGAUUGAGGCACUUUCUCUUGGCAAAUGUGGUAUAGGAAGAAGAUACAUAGCUGAACAAUUUCAAGAAAUGACCAAUUUGAGGUUCCUUCUAGCGGAUGGUGCGAAUUUCACCGGAGAUUUCCAAAGCUUACUUCCUAAAUUAAGAUGGCUUCAAUGGGCGGGUUGUCCCUCGGAUUUUACUGCGGCCAACUUUCAUCCGAAGAAAUUAGUUGUACUCAAUCUGUUUAACAGUGCAAUUUCGGAGGACUGGGGAGGAUGGGUUCCACUCAAGGCUGUGAUAGCAAUGGUGCAGCAGGCUAUGCAAUAUGUUGACCAGACAACUGAUCUUGAGACCAAGAUAGGGCUUAUUAAGACACUUAACUCUGUCGCUGCUGGGAAGAUAUAUGUCGAAAUUGAGAGAGCACGGUUGAUCAAGAAACUUGCAAAAAUAAAGGAAGAACAGGGUCUUAUAGCAGAAGCUACUGAUUUGAUGCAAGAAAUCGGGGUAGAAACUUUUGGAGCAAUGGCAAGGACGGAGAAAAUUGCCUUUAUUUUUCAACAAGUUCGUUUGUGCUUAGAUCGCCAGGAUUAUGUCUGUGCACAUAUCCUUUCCAGGAAGAUCAGCUCCCUGAGUGUUUGAUGCAGAUCCUUCCAAAGAAAAGAAAAGGCCUAAAGAAGGUGAAAACAUUGUCGAACUAGCGCCAGCUGAUUUUCCGUCACUUCUGGAGUUGAAAUGGAUAUACUAUGACCCGUGACACGGUAAAUUUGUGUUUUUCUUUUUCUAAUGUUGUGUCCACUAUCUUUUAACUAAUUUGUUUCUGCCGAUCAAGCGCCACCCGGUGUUCAGGUUGUGGUUCAAACCACGAACUUGUAUGGCUUUAUAUAUCUGGCACAUACUCUUCUUCCUUUCUAGCUUUAUCGCAAACUUUGACGUUCCAGAUGUACUGGUAGAUUUUAACUCACAUCUUAGUUUACCCCACAUUUUGUGUUUCAUGAUGUAGGCAUAGGUAAUACUCACAUAACAAUGAUUACCUUGAGAUUUGUUGAUACUAUAAGGCGAUAUAUGAGAUUCCAUCAGUGAAGUGCAACCCAGAGCAGUGGAUACCGAUGAAGUUCUUUCCUUGUUAAGUCUUCACCGAGCUUUUCAAGGUUCAGCUGUUCAUUCUGUGAUUUAAUUAAAUGCAGGUUCUAAGGAAAAUCUGCUGGUACUUAGUUCUAUAACCAUAUGAUCCUAUGUAGUCAAGCCUUCUUAAUGCCACUUUAGAGGAUGAACAUCUAUCAGAAAUUCCCCAAUUCAGGUUGCUGCUGAAACAAUUGGUCACAGUGGAGGUUAUCCAACGGACUUCUCUUUAAAGUACUGUCAAAGAAGAAUUUGAGAAUGAGAAAACAUGCUAGGAGAUGCACUGGUUGAGAAGGCAGCAGAAAAUCUUAGACAGGGCCUGAUCAUAGUCAAAAGAAGAAUUUUGGCUUCUCCUGGGCGAGACAAGCUACCUUUAGCUUGGAGCCUCUUCAGAGAAUCUUUGAACAUGAAGCUGAGAAGCAUCUCUCCUUAAUGGUUGUUUCCAAGUCCCUGGUGGCAAAGAUAGACUGACCAAUGGGAAUUGUCGGUUUCCAAAUGACGAAGGACCGCAAUGAGAUUUUGAACUCAGGGGCGACAAAUUUGGAAAAGCUGCUUGACCUUGUCGAGAAAAGUUGCCACCAAAUCCCCAAGGAAACCACAGUUCAUAAAGCUGCUUUGAGAGCUUGAAGAUGUUUUUAGUUGAAUGAAUGAUCUCUCUCCCCUUGAGCCUCCCUCUUUCUCUCUCUCACCGAAGAAUGCUGUUUCACAUUGUGGUCUGAAGUGGGGACUGGAGAUAUUCACCAUAGAACUCUCGUGUAGCUGUCUUGAAUUUGAUUGCAUAUUUUGCAGGUGGAACAGAUCCGGGCCUUGUUUCGGACUGAAAUGAUUUACUGAAUACACUUUCUAUAUAGGAACGUAGUUUGGUCUUUUCAGCUUUCUUCUUUCCUCUUUACCCCCUCCUUUUAAUUGAAGAUUUGUGGGCUUUAAGGGUCCAGAACUUGUACCAAUGGGAAACGUAUCAGCACAUGCACUCAUUUGGAUUGAAAUAAGCGCCUUGUUACAGAA